AUGGCGCAACCGCGAAAUAACCCUUUCGCUAGGACUUCGCCCGGUCCUAGCAGCAGCCGGCCGAAAUCCGCAGUCUUCUCCUCCCCAUCCCCGCUAUCGGCGGUGUCCACGCCCACGUCGCACGCCAGAAACCACUCGACUGCCUCAACAGCUCCCGCAGCACCCGCAGCACCUGUUAUGUUCUCGGGCACCGGCCACUUCCGCCACAACCGCUCGGAUUCGAGGAAUAGUGGCUCCGGAACAUUUGCGCCCUCAUUCAUCAAGACCGAGGAGAUGCGCCGAGGCUCUGACGCGGUCAGAGGCAUCGAGGGAGAGAAUGACUUUUCAGGAAAGCGUUAUGUAUGGCUCAAAGACCCCCAAGUCGCCUUCGUGAGGGGUUGGGUGGUUGAAGAAAUGGAGGGCAGCAAGAUACUCGUCCAGUGUGACGAUGGUACGCAACGAGAGGUAGAUGCUGAAAGCGUUGACAAAGUCAACCCUGCCAAGUUCGACAAGGCAACCGAUAUGGCCGAGUUGACCCAUCUGAACGAGGCAUCUGUGGUCCACAACCUCCAUAUGAGAUACCAAGCGGACCUAAUCUACACCUACUCCGGCCUCUUCUUGGUUACCGUCAACCCCUACUGUCCGCUGCCCAUAUACACGAACGAAUAUAUCAAUAUGUAUAAGGGCAGAAAUAGGGAGGACACAAAACCUCACAUCUACGCCAUGGCCGACCACGCUUUUCGCAACCUGGUGGACGAGGGUGAAAACCAGAGCAUUCUUGUCACUGGCGAGUCUGGUGCUGGCAAAACCGAAAACACCAAGAAGGUCAUCCAGUACCUUGCGGCUGUUGCCCAUUCAGAGUCCCCAGUCAAAAACAAGUCUCAGCAAUCGAACCUGUCUCAACAAAUCCUCCGUGCCAACCCUAUCCUCGAAGCCUUUGGCAACGCCCAAACGGUGCGCAACAAUAACUCGUCGCGAUUCGGAAAAUUCAUCCGUAUUGAGUUCAACCGGGCCGGUGCAAUCUCCGGCGCAUUCAUCGACUGGUACUUGUUGGAGAAGUCUCGCGUCGUGAGGAUCAAUGGACACGAGAGAAACUACCACAUCUUCUACCAGCUCCUCAAGGGCGCGGAUGGGAAACUGAAGCAAGAAUUCCUCCUGGAUGGGCUUGAUGUCGAGGACUUUGCCUAUACACGUGCUGGCCACGACACCAUUGUUGGGGUUUCCGACCGCGAGGAAUGGGACUCAUUGAUGGAAGCCUUCAGUGUGAUGGGAUUUUCAGACAAGGACCAGAACUCGAUCAUCCGAACUAUCGCUGCGGUUUUGCACCUCGGAAACAUCUCCGUUGUCAAAGAAAGCCGUGCUGCAGACCAAGCCCGGUUGGCCCCCGACGCCAAGGAACAAGCUGCCAAGGUGUGCAAGCUGCUCGGUGUACCUCUUGAGCCAUUCUUACAAGGCCUGCUUCAUCCCAGAGUCAAGGCGGGCCGCGAAUGGGUUGAAAAGGUCCAGACCCCCGAACAAGUCCGUCUAGGGCUGGACGCCUUGUCCAAGGGUAUCUACGAAAGGGGGUUUGGCAACCUCGUCACGCGCAUCAAUCGCCAGCUGGAUCGUACGGGUAUGGGGCUAGACGACUCACGCUUCAUCGGUGUCCUCGAUAUUGCCGGUUUCGAAAUCUUCGAGGAGAACAGUUUCGAGCAACUCUGCAUCAACUACACCAACGAGAAGCUUCAGCAAUUCUUCAACCAUCAUAUGUUUGUGCUCGAGCAAGAAGAGUAUGCGCGGGAACAAAUCGAGUGGCAGUUCAUCGACUUCGGUCGCGACCUCCAACCCACGAUCGACCUGAUUGAGCUAUCCAAUCCGAUUGGUAUCUUCUCUUGCUUGGAUGAGGACUGCGUGAUGCCCAAGGCAACCGACAAGUCCUUCACCGAAAAGCUGAACUCUCUGUGGGACAAGAAGUCGAACAAGUAUCGACCCUCCCGGCUAGGCCAAGGCUUCAUCCUCACACACUACGCGGCCGAGGUCGAGUAUUCCACCGACGGAUGGCUGGAGAAGAACAAAGACCCGUUGAAUGAUAACAUCACUCGUCUCCUUGCUUCCUCUACAGAUAAGCACAUUGCCGACCUUUUCGCCGACUGUGCCGAUGUGGAUGAUGACCUUGGAGCCAGCCGCAACAGGGUCAAGAAGGGACUGUUCCGAACCGUCGCUCAGCGCCACAAGGAACAGCUUCACAGCCUGAUGGCUCAACUUCACUCGACUCAUCCACAUUUUGUCCGCUGUAUCCUGCCGAACCACAAGAAGAAACCCAAGCAGUUCAACAAACUGCUCGUUCUCGACCAGCUGCGAUGCAAUGGUGUCCUCGAAGGCAUCCGCAUUGCCCGAACCGGGUUCCCCAAUCGCCUCCCCUUUGCUGAAUUCCGUCAGCGGUACGAAGUGCUUUGCAAAAAUGUUCCAAAGGGCUACCAGGAGGGUCAGGCUGUGGCAGCAAUGAUGCUCGAGAAGCUCGGUUUGGACAGGAGCUUGUACCGCGUAGGUCUUACGAAGGUCUUCUUUCGGGCCGGUGUCCUAGCCGAGCUGGAAGAACAGCGCGACGCCCUUAUCACCGAGAUCAUGUCUCGAUUCCAGUCUGUCGCACGAGGUUACAUCCAGCGACGUGUUGCCUACAAAAGACUAUUCCGGACCGAGGCUACCCGUAUUAUCCAGAAAAACUUCAGCACCUACCUCGAACUUAUGGAAAACCCGUGGUGGCAACUAGUCAGCAAGAUGAAACCCCUCUUGGGAGCCACUCGCAGUGCUACAGAGGUCAAGAAGAGGGAUGCGAUGAUUCGCCAGCUUCAGGAUAAGAUGAGGCAAGAGUCGGACGACCGCCACAGGCUAGAGGAGGACAGACGCAACGUCCACAACGAGAUGGUGCGUAUCCAACAGACCUUGGAGAGUGAGCGCGCACUUGCCCUGGACAAGGAAGAGAUCUUCAAGCGCCUACAGGUGCGAGAAGCGGAACUCGAGGAGAAGCUCUCUGGUGCCAUAGAAGACCAGGAGAGGCUAGAGGACCAACUCGACGACCUGCUGGAGGCCAAGAAAAGGGCCGAGAACGAUGUCGAGAAGUACCGGGCUCAACUGGAGCAGGCGGCCUUGCUCAUUGCAAGACUGGAACAAGAAAAGUCGGAACUCUCCACACGAACUGAGGAGCUGGAGCGCUCCAUCGACGAGAUUUCCAAAAAGCAAUCCGAGCGCAGCGAGCAGGAACGACUGCUCGAGGACGAGAUCAAGAUGCUACAGAGCCAGCUCAAUCUCAAGGAUCGUAAAGCGCGAGACUUGGAGAGCAAGCUUCUCAAGGUAGACCAGGAUCUCGAAGUGAAACUGCGAACAGCACAAAAGGAGCUUCAGUCCUCAAAGUCGAGGGAGUCCCAGCUUGCGCUUGAGAACCGCCAGGUCCAGCAACAACUCUCCGAACUGUCCAAGACCUCGACGGACUACGAAGAUCUCGUGCAGAAGAAGGAGAGCGAGCUGUCCGUUCUGCGGGGCGACAACAAGAAGUAUGAGAUGGAGCGUCAAACCUUUGAGGAACAAAAGAAGUCACUGGUGUCCGAGAAGGAAAACGCAGCAGCCAAACUUCGUGAAGUUCAGGCUGAGAUUACUGCCAUCAAGUCGCAACAGUCACAGCUCGAGAGGGAAGCCGAGGACGCCAAGAAGCUUCUCGAAACCCGCCUCUCCGAGGAUGCCCAAGCAGACGAAAACCGUCAGGUUUUGGAGGCCCAGAUCAAGGACCUCAAGGAUGAGCUCUUCAACAUCCAAAAGGAGCUUAGCAGGGAACGUCAAUCUCGUGAUGAUGUCCUGCUUCUGAGCGAGCACAAAUUCAACGCUUUACAGGAAGAGUACGAUCACCUGAACGAGUCAAAGAUCAUUAUAGAAAAGGAGCUUUACGUUCAGCAAGACAACCUGCGUCGAACCAAAGAAGCCCGCGAUACAGCGGAACGGGAACGCGAUGAAGCACGACAGGAGAUCAGACGCCUUCGUGUCGCUAAGUCUCAAGCUGAAGAAGCCCGCGUGCAGGCCGAGGUCGAAGGCGAACGGGCAGCUUCUCGGGCCGCUCGCGAGAGAGAGGAAAGCCUGCGGAAGGACCUGGAUGCCGCCCAAGAGCGACUGAAAUGGUUUGAAGACGAGUGUGUCAACCUCAAUCGCCAAGUCGAGGAUCUCAACAAGCUCAUUCUUUCUUCUGGCGAGUUCGGGCUCAAGAAUGAUCAGGAGAAGGAGAGGCUUGAGCGAGAGUUGGUUACUGUCAAGGGUCGUCUCACAGCCUCAGAAAACGACAACCGUGCUCUUCUCAACAAGAUCCAGCAAAAGGGGCUCGAAAUUGCCCGUUCUAGUUCCAGAGCGAGCGAAGCCUCCAGGAGUCAAGUGCUGGGCCUGCAACGCGAGAAAGCCCGAGCAGACGAGCAGAACGCCCAGCUGAACAAGCAGCUCGGUGAGGCCCAGUUCACCAUCGCCGGCCUCGAGAAGAAGGUAGAGAAGCUGCAACUCAACCUGGAGGACCUGAACCAUGAGGUAGCCCGGGAAGCUAAGACCUCGAGGAACGCCGAAAAGACGGCGUCGACAGCCGCGGCGCAGUUGGCUGAAGCCAACAGGACCAUCGAGUCUGAACGCCAGCUUCGCACGCAGGCUCAGGCCAAUGCUCGCACUCUGCAAUCAACCAUGGAAGCUAGGGAAAAGGAGUUGCAAGAGUUGAGGGCUCAGAUGCUCAAGGUUCUCAAGACGGUCGAUCCCGAAGUUGUUAUCCCGCCUCAAGCGGACGGCACAAACGAGGGCGCACUCAGCAAGAACUUCGAUCUGGUCAGGAAAGUAGAGGAUCUCCAGCAAAACCUCCGCGUCCAAACCGCCGCGCGGACAAACGCCGAGACCCAGCUGGCCGAUCUCCGCUCUGCUCGGGUCGACUCUCCCAUGAGAGGCAAGCUCGAAGAGAUCAGUCCUAACGAGGCCCCUUUCAAUGGUUCGCCUACAUUCCGACGAUCCAAGUUGCAGACGCGCCAGUACUCCAACAACUCGACUCCGACUCGACGAUUCGAACCGGAACCUCUCGACUCUGCUCGCUCCGAUAAGACUGCGGACAUCCUGAGCUUCAAUAACCGCAUGGAUCUCAAGGCCGAAGUCGAGGAGUUGCAGAACCAGCUUCAGAUUGCCGAAAUGCAGAACCGGCAUCUCCAGAGCCAACUCGAGCGUGGCUCGUCGCCCCUGGAGGAUUUCGACGAGAACUCUUCGGUCCUUCGUGUACAGAAGCUGGAGAAGGUCAACAGUCGCUUGCACGACAUGCUGGACGAUUCAGCCAAGAAGGUGUCGGCUCUGGAGAGAAGCGUUAGGACUGGCGAGUUGUCCCUACGGGAUAUUCAGACUCGUUCGCACGAGGAGAUCCUUGACGCGCUUAACAGCCAAGAAGAGGCGCGGCGCUCACUUCUGCAUAGCCAUAGGGAUGCCAUCUCAGAACUGUCGGACGUCAAGAACCAUUUCGAAAGGAUGCGCCACGACCGGGCUGCCCUCGAAGUCGAACUCCGCGACACCAGGGCUGACCUCGAGGAAAUGACGAUGGCUCACGAGCAGGAAGCCGCCAGCCGGAGCCAGCUUCUACAGGAGUUUUCCGAUCUGCAAAUCCGGCUCGACAACGAAACUUCCAAACUUGCCGACGUUGGGUCCAGCUUGAACCUAUACAAGAGUCGUGCUGAUGAAUACUUCAGUAAAUUGGAACAAGCGGAAAUUGCGGUUCUCAAGGCCAGUCGAGCGGAACAGUUUGCGAGGACGCAAGCCAAAGAAGCCGAGGAGACAUACGCUGAGAUCAUGUCUGAAAGGGAAAAGAUGGACUCCACGAUCGAGGACCUGCAGCGGCAGAACCAGAGACUGGAAGAGAAGCUCGAGGACCUAUCGACCGACCUUGAUGCCGCCACUCAAGCUAAGAAGCGCCUGCAGCACGAGCUCGAGGACUACCGGAACCAGAGAGCCAACGACAUCGAGGACAAGGAAACAAGCAUGGAGCAGACUCGCAAGAAGUACCAGGCCGAGUUCGCCACGCUGACCAAGGAGCUGGAUCUGGCCCGUGAGGAGAAGCUCUUCAAGCAGGCCGAGAUUGCCCGCUUGCGUGAAGAACUUGACGAGCUCCGCUCCAAAUGGGACGAUGAGGUUCUUAACAGCUCGACGUGGUCUAAGGAGAAGGCCCGCCUAGAGUCGACCUUGGCCGACGUUGUGUCCUCGCGCGACGAGGCCGUGAAUGCCCACAGCGAGGCCCAGGGCAAGAUUGUGACCUUAUUGUCGCAAGUUAGAUCCCUCCGCGCGUCGGUAGAUGAGGUUACUUCCGAGCGAGAUUCCCUUGUUCGGGAGAAGCGCAGCAUCGAGGCUCGCCUAGAGGAGGCCAAGGCCGGUCUCGAGGACCUCACAAACGGCGACAGCGCUUCUCUGCGCGAUGCCGCAAACAUUGACAAACAGAUGCUGGAGCUGAAAUCUAGUCUGGCCCAGAAGGAAGACAUUGCCGCAGCUGCGGUGGAGAAGAUGAGACGUGCCGAAGCAUUGGCAUCGGAAAUGCAAAAGGAGGCCAUGGUCGAGCGAGAGGCCAGCUCUCAGCUUCAGAAGGACAAGGCCGCUCUGGAGAAGGCUCUAAACGAGAUUCAGAUCAGGUGCGUUGAUCUCGAAACCAAGGGCUAUUCCAGCGCCAGCCACGACAUCAAGUUUUUGCACAAACGCAUCCAAGAGCUCGAGUCUCAGCUUGAAGAGCACGAGAACGAAAGAAACAAGUCUCAGCGAUCGGUCCGCAACGUUGACCGGAUUGUCAAGGACCUUCAGGGCCAGAUCGACCGCAAGGACAAGCAGAACACGCAGCUGCAGGACGACGUGGCCCGCAUGCGUGACAAGGCCGAAAAGCUUCUGCAAACGAUUGAGGAACUUCAGUCGUCGGAGUCUGAAAACCAGCUCCAAGCACGCCGGGCCGAGCGGGAACUUCGCGAGGAGAAGGAGAGGGCCAUGCGACUCGAGCGUGAGCUUGAAGGCAUCAAGGCGUUGAGAUUCGAAAAGGGAGCGGCGUCUGCCAUGGGGAGCGUACGCGGUGCGUGGCGAGCGGGGUUCAGCGUUGACGACGAAACCGCCUCGAUGAUUUCUGUGCCCAAGCGGAAGAGCAGCCUUAGUCGGGCGCCGAGUCUCACCAAGGGUUUCUUGUAA
This is a messenger RNA of Colletotrichum higginsianum IMI 349063, 7167 nucleotides long. RefSeq names its product Myosin type ii heavy chain. The record is from RefSeq and is a predicted model, not a curated record. The transcript has 3 exons. The coding region runs from base 1 to 7167 and encodes 2388 amino acids. Lineage: Eukaryota; Fungi; Ascomycota; Sordariomycetes; Glomerellales; Glomerellaceae. Gene Ontology annotation, cellular component: myosin complex. Gene Ontology annotation, molecular function: cytoskeletal motor activity; actin filament binding; ATP binding.